Paramacrobiotus metropolitanus is the source of this 2011-nucleotide messenger RNA. RefSeq lists its product as uncharacterized. The record is from RefSeq and is a predicted model, not a curated record. The coding region runs from base 218 to 1702 and encodes 494 amino acids. The transcript has 12 exons. NCBI's taxonomy places the organism in Eukaryota, Metazoa, Tardigrada, Eutardigrada, Parachela, Macrobiotidae.
GCCCCUAUUGUCGAUCGAUUCUAACAAAAAUUUCGUAUUCUUGAUGUUCAUAGACGAAUCAUAGUUCAUACAAGUUGUACGAAAUGUCCUUGCAAUACAUUCUCUUAACCAUACGUCUUUUUCCUAAUCUUAUUCGCAAAAUUUAACAGCAGCGCGGUUAUUUUGACGUUGUUAUAUUGAAAACUGGAGAGCAGGUCCCUGUUUUCCCGAACCCGAAAUGGCUGCCUUGUUAGAAGUGGAACAAGCCAUAGCCCUGUUGCUGCGGACCAUAAAAUUAGAGGAUGCCAGAUUUUCUGAAGGAUCUGUGGAACUAUUACGGGAUUUCCAUCAAGUGUAUAAAGAAAGGAUAAAGCGCACCACAAAUGAUUUGGAACUGCUGAUUACCGGAGUUGCAGACCGCACCGAUUUUGUCCGAAGUAUUCGCUCGGGAUUGACUGGAUCGUUCGGGAUAUAUUCAACUAAACAGGACCUAUUAAAAAAGCUGGAAAAUUUACCGAGCAACGGCAGUGAACUUGAUGAAAUCCUGCAGGAUAAUACUCAACUGCGUAUGGCUGCCGUCUGCGAAAACGGGACAGAGAUAAUUCAAAAGAUGGAAGAGGAUUUGGUUACACUAAAUUCAGUUAGCAGUACCCUUCGGUCUGUGUGUCUUCCUGAGCCGAAAUCGAGCAUGGAGCUCGCUUCUGGUUGUCAUAUUCCUUUCUUGUCCUACGCAUCGUUGUUCGAAUGGCAGGCAAACGUGAACAUGUUUAAUUCCAGAUUAUGGGGAAGGAUCUACGAGUUGUCGCCACAGGAUUUCUCUGAUACAGCUCAUCCUGUUCCGCAUGAAAAAUGUGUGGAAUAUAACCGCCGAUGUGAUGCUGCUGUGGGCAUGAUGAAAGGAAUGGAAGAGUCCACAAUGUUAUUCCACAGCUUACGGGCGGAAACCGAAGCCACUGCAGCCGUUUGCGGGAUCCUUAAACAGCUUAACACUGGCAAACUAUCUUGGGAUCAGUUUUAUUCGGCGCAUUAUCCACAUGGCGACGCUGAUGCUGAAACCGCCGAUAGCCAGGAUCGCCAAGCGAUUCAGCUGCUCUUGGAAAAGCGAUCUGCUCUGCAGGUCCGCCUGGUUGAGAAAUUAACGGAAAAAAUAACUGCCGAAACUCUGCUGUCUAUGAUGAACGCUGUUGAACUCGCGUGGAAAGCGUAUGAUGACUCGCUGCGGACUUUGCUGGUUUACCUGCAUGUUCUGACAGGCGAACUGAAGCAAUGGGAGAACCUGGCGAUCAGGUGUGGAAAUCUAUCUUCGGGAGUGCAAGAUAAAAAACGCCGGAUCGAGUCUUUCAUGGGUCAAAUGGAAAUCGGCCUUACAAAUGAAGAUAAUGAUUCACUGGCCGCUAGGGAGCGAUGCCGCUUGCUAAAUUCGGAUAUUGAUAAAAAUAUUCGGGCAUUAAGUGCUGUUGGAUUGAAUCUGGAUAUGAGUUGGAUGAAAACCAAAGUGCUGGAAAAGAUCAAAGAUUUGAUAUAUGGUUUUCUGUCAAAGUCGCCGGUGCAAGAACACAUGAAAAUUAUGGAGCAUUUGGAGCGUCUUCUGAAUGAUAGUUGUGAAAUCAUGGGAAAUCUGCCAAAAACUUCUCCUGUGGACGUGCGACAUAGAGGACGCGACAGCUACGCUUCCGAUAUCCAGAAUGACUCCUUACUUACAUCGUCCCCUCAGUCUCAAUGACAACGUUGCUGGAGCAGAAAUUGUUCGGUGAUGCUGCAGCUGACGAAGUUUGCGACCAUUAUUUCGAAAAAGAUUGCAUAAAAGAUAUGGUACUCGUACCUAAAAGUAUGUGGCAGUAUUGGUUGUUUUCUAAACGUUUUUAGUCAGUUUUAGAUUUUAAUGUCUGUUUGUUUAUUGAUAUGAUUCGGGUUUUGAUGCAGUUAGCGUAAAAUCAUUCUGAAGUGUUUUAAAAAAAUGUAAAACACAUUAGUGCCACUAAAAUGUUUGUGUAACGCACCCGUGAUAAAGUCUAACUGAAAGUUUUUUUUA